This is a messenger RNA of Seriola aureovittata, 2273 nucleotides long. RefSeq names its product multiple coagulation factor deficiency 2, ER cargo receptor complex subunit (gene mcfd2). NCBI's taxonomy places the organism in Eukaryota, Metazoa, Chordata, Actinopteri, Carangiformes, Carangidae. Gene Ontology annotation, molecular function: calcium ion binding. Bases 127 to 594 code for a protein of 155 amino acids. The transcript is spliced from 4 exons. The record is from RefSeq and is a predicted model, not a curated record.
CCAAGAGGGGCUACGGCAAGCGACUUGGCCCCUGAAAGCUGUGACCAAACGUUAUUGCUUACCAACUAUUCAAACAACAUAACUGUCCACGGAGCCAGGUGAAGACAGAAAUUAACUUCAAGUAGAAUGAUGAAUGGCAGGUCUACUGUGGACUGGGGGUGUCUGUUCCUCCUGUCUUGCUGUCUGCUGUGUGUUUAUUCUCAUGGGGAUCCACAUCAGCAGCCCCCUGCAGUAGAGAGUGCAGCUCACGUAACGGGCCAUGGUCACGGUCGCCUGGACAAAAACAUGGUCCAGGACAAAGACCACAUCAUGGAGCAUCUGGAGGGAGUGAUAGACAAACCAGAGAAAGACAUGACACCCCAGGAGCUUCAGCUGCACUAUUUCAAGAUGCAUGAUUAUGAUGGAAACAACCUCCUGGACGGGCUGGAGCUAGCCACAGCGAUCACUCAUGUACACAGAGAGGAGCGAGGAGAGGACAGCCAGCCAAUGAAGGAGGAGGACCUGAUUAAUCUCAUUGAUGAUGUUCUGAGGGACGAUGACAAAAACAAUGACGGUUAUAUAGAUUAUGCAGAGUUUGCCAAAUCACUGGAAUAGAGCAUCUUCAUGUGUCAUCAUGUCCACAACAACAGCAAGGAAUCUGCAGAGAAGGGGAGCGCCAUUAGUGGGUGUACAUGGAGCCAAACUGAGAAGCUGCACCACAUCGUUGAAGACCAUCAUUUAAUCUUUUCUAAUUCUCUCAAAGGGGUCAGUUCAGGGUCGAUGGUAAUUUAUGAGAGUUUUUCGGCCUUGUGACAGUUCUUUAGUCCAAGCUGGAAAGCAGGAACAAAUUUGGUUAUGCCAGUAAUUUAACAAGCAACAAAAAGGUGGAGUUCAAGAUUCAACUUUUUCCUUUUAGUUUGACUCUGGUGUAUGCUUACAAUGCACAGAAGGAUGUUUCUACAUCCUCUGUUUUUGUAGGUUCUUUGAAAUUGUGCCAUUAAAAAAGGACCAGUUCACCCAAUAACACUAACAAUCAUUCAUUUUAAACCUCAGUGGUACAUAGCCAUACAAAUAAACUGUCAAUUCUGUUAGUUGUGGUUUAGAGAGAUCUUUGACUACUGUCAUUAGCUGGUUACAAGUAAAGCUGGAAAUGUUCUUUUAAUUCUACCAAAUGAACAACUGCCAAUGAGAACUGUCUCUAGUGACGUCCUCCACUGCACUGCAGCAGCAGAAGUCUCAGCAACAGAUAUCUCUUAAAAACAAAAAAAAAAACUAUAAAACUAAUUUUAUAAUUUGGGUGAACUGACCCUUGAUACAUACAGGAAUGUUGUAGUGUGUGUUUCUACUUGUGUGUUCGUAUUUUUGUGGAGCUACACUGGUAGCCCAGUAGCAUCUAAACAGAACGUCCUCAUUUUAAAUGGACCAGUUUCCAUUUCAAACGUUGCUGUGUAAAUGGUGGACUUGUCACACGCCUGCUGUUCGAUGCUCAACAUAGUGGACCAAAUGAUUCCCUCUGUGAAUCCAUUUCAUUUGCUGUUUGUGAGACGAACAGGUCGUUCUCAUGACAAAAGAAAGUGGCCUUGCUCAGAUGUAUAUUCUAUGAUGUAGUGUGUGUGUGUGUGUGUGUGUGUGUGUGUGUUGGGGUUUGUAGAGAGUAGAAAACUUUGUUGAACUGAUGAAGUGACUGAUUUUUUUCUUGUUUUUUUUGUUUUUUGGAGGGAAGCCCAAAGUAACAAGCACACCAACAUGAAACUGAAUGGCAUGGUGUGGCACAGCAGCACCACUCAUUUCUUCUUGAAGUAGUUUUCGCUGUGGUCUUCAUGGUUAUUACCACAACAAUAUGAGCCAAUCACCAUUAUCCUCCCUCUAGUCGAUCAGCCAGCAGGUACGUCAUAAAGUGAAUGUAAAUUAGCAUCGUACUGUGCAAUGCUGGUUCUUUAUCACUGGAUAAGCUAGACUUAAAGCACACUGGUCGAUGCUGCUGCCACUGCGGCUUCAUGGGUUUCCAGAAAAGCACUUGUGCGCAGCUCCUUCGCUUGAGAUAUUAGCUGCCUUUAAAACAGAUAUGGAAACGACACUUCAGGUCGACAAUUGUUGAGUACAUCUGUAAUUUCUUCUAUAAUAUGAUUUUCGUAUGGAUGAAUUCUAUAUUUUUGCCAUUCAGUAUUGAUUCUUCAAUCAAUUCAGGUUGUUGAAUGCAAAUAUUUAAAAAAUAAAACUGAAAGCAUUACAGAUGCAACUCCGUUUUCUCUGGAAUAUGAAAUAAUAAAGAAAAAAAAAUUAUAAUCGAAAGA